AUGGAGCACGAUUGUGAAAAUAGCGCAUGCUACCAGGUAUCGCCUCAAUACUGCAUGGUAGAUGGCAUCGCCGAUGUGAGCGUUCGUGAGAGGCCGAAUAGAGGCUUUCACCAAGGGCAUUCGCAGACGGAAAAGGUGCUCGUAAAGUCACGGCUUAGACUGUGUAUCUCCCGCUUACUAGCUGCCGAAACAAUACACACUUUCUUUCAAAGGUAUGUUUAUCCUCUUUUCUCAUCAUCCCACUCAUCCCUUUCCUCCCCGUCCUCCCCGUCCUCCCCCUUUUCUACUGCCUCGCCUCUCUUCAAGCACGUCUUCGAUGGGAUCCUCGCUGUUGUACACCCCUCUCUCUACAGUCGAUACGAUGGUACGCCUUUUGUUAAACUUUGUUCGUUGAUUUACGAUGACACGACAAGCUCAAAGUCAGGGCCGAACAUGAAGCAAACUGGUUGUUCUUUAAUUGAUCCAAGGUCUGUGCGACCAUUUUAUUGCAGUGGCAAUACACUAGGAUCCGCAAACACCGGAAAGGAUACCGACGACAGUACCCUUCGGAAACUUGAUUCAUGCUUUACGCGGGACGUAGCGUUCAUUCACGAGGGUUCGCCAUCGACCGCAAUGCUAUUAUCUCGGAGCAGCGAGAUAUCUAUGCAGAACCUUGACUUCAGUUUCAGUGUUCUUGACGACCACCUCGGGAACGAGAGUGUGCGGGUGCCCGAACAGAUCACUGAUCCAUGGAAUUUCUUUCGAGAGCUAGAGGCUUUGAAGAGGAUCGAGGAAGACUAUAAAGCGCGAGUGAAAGCAAAAACACAAGCUGGAUUGACCGUGCACGUCAAAGAGACGAAGAGCUCAGCAAAAAUGCCUAAGCAUGUUUCUCCGCCCGCGGGGGCGGCAAAACUACCUGUUGCAUCCGAUUCGAUAGGUGCGAAAAUACCGCUGUAA
Messenger RNA from Desarmillaria tabescens, 936 nucleotides. RefSeq lists its product as uncharacterized. NCBI's taxonomy places the organism in Eukaryota, Fungi, Basidiomycota, Agaricomycetes, Agaricales, Physalacriaceae. The record is from RefSeq and is a predicted model, not a curated record. The transcript is spliced from 14 exons. Bases 1 to 936 code for a protein of 311 amino acids.